Messenger RNA from Tripterygium wilfordii, 1222 nucleotides. RefSeq lists its product as uncharacterized. The record is from RefSeq and is a predicted model, not a curated record. The transcript is spliced from 4 exons. Bases 154 to 909 code for a protein of 251 amino acids. NCBI's taxonomy places the organism in Eukaryota, Viridiplantae, Streptophyta, Magnoliopsida, Celastrales, Celastraceae.
AAGAGAGCCCAAAUUAAAGACAUUGAAGAGGGAGAAGAAGGGGAAGAAGAGGUGCCGCAGAAGGAAAGAAGGGGAGACUUGUGCUUCGUCUUCUUCUCUCUCAUUGAAAAGGAAAGGAAAGUGGGGGAAAGAAGGGAAUUUGACAGAAAAAAUAUGGACACGGAGAGAGAGGAAGAAAGGGUGGGAUCCAAGUUCCCAUUGAGCUUUUGGGAGACGGCCGUGGCGUCCAUGGUAGUCUUGGGAUUUGUGAUAGGUCUUCUUGCGGUUUACCUGACCAUGCCUGCAUCGGAUUACAGCUUCCUCAAGCUGCCUCGUACCCUUGAAGAUCUUCAAAUCCUCAGAGAUCACCUUGAAAACUACACAAGUGACUAUACCGCGCAAGUCCUGGUGGGAUACUGUGUGGUCUACAUUUUCAUGCAGACUUUUAUGAUUCCAGGGACUGUUUUCAUGUCAUUGCUUGCUGGUGCACUUUUUGGAGUAUUCAAAGGGGUAGCUCUAGUUGUGUUCACUGCCACUGCAGGUGCUUCUUCUUGCUAUUUUCUAUCAAAACUGAUUGGACGUCCCCUCCUCUUCUCUCUUUGGCCCGACAAGCUGAGUUUCUUCCAAGCACAGGUGGCAAAAAGAAGGGAGAGCCUGUUGAACUAUAUGCUUUUCUUAAGAUUGACUCCAACUUUGCCGAAUACAUUUAUUAACGUUGCUUCGCCUAUAGUCAAUGUACCUUAUCACAUUUUCUUCCUGGCAACCGUCAUUGGACUUAUCCCCGCUGCUUAUGUCACUGUCAGGGCUGGAUUAGCUCUUGGUGAGCUGCAAUCACUUGGGGAUCUAUACAACUUCAGCUCAGUUGCCACUCUGUUCCUUAUUGGCAUCGUCUCUGUUACCCCUACAUUGAUGAGCAAGAGUAAAUCAUAGUAUUCCACGGGCAGAGCAUUGUUGUUGUACAUGGGUCUCAACCUCCUGUGAGACAUUAGAACUUCGUUUCUGUACAGGUUGGCUUCAGGUAAAGUAUAAUGCAGAACUGUUAUCCCCUUGGAGUUCAUGGCAAGUGCUGCAGCUAUCGGGGAAGGGGAUCAUUGGGUCAUGCAAGUGCUCUUUCAAGGGGGCUAUGUUUACUCUUGGGGGGUUUAAAUUCAACUUGGAUCACAAGAAACAGUCUUUGAUCUUAAUGAUGUGUAUAUCAUUGUUAAGUAUGUUUUCUAUGAAAAGAUAUUCCUCAAUUAUUUCA